This is a messenger RNA of Chrysoperla carnea, 7302 nucleotides long. It is a transcript of the gene Prp8, whose product is annotated as pre-mRNA-processing-splicing factor 8. The record is from RefSeq and is a predicted model, not a curated record. Gene Ontology annotation, cellular component: U5 snRNP; catalytic step 2 spliceosome. Gene Ontology annotation, molecular function: metallopeptidase activity; U5 snRNA binding; U2 snRNA binding. Gene Ontology annotation, biological process: mRNA splicing, via spliceosome; spliceosomal tri-snRNP complex assembly. NCBI's taxonomy places the organism in Eukaryota, Metazoa, Arthropoda, Insecta, Neuroptera, Chrysopidae. The transcript has 27 exons. The coding region runs from base 163 to 7272 and encodes 2369 amino acids.
UCAUUUGUGAGGUUAAAAAAUAAAACGUAUCCGCUAAUGUUAUUUUGAUAGACGCCAUUAAAUUACAGCAAGGAGUUAAAUGUUGUUUUUUAAUUAGUUAUUUUUCUUAAACCAUGUAAUCAACUUUAUUUUUAAACAAAACAGUUCGAUUUAAAGUUAAAAAUGUCGCUACCGCCGUAUUUAUUGGGCCCACAUCCUUGGGCCACGAUGAUGGCCCAACAACAAUUAGCUGCUGUAGCUCAUGCUCAAGCUCAAGCCCAUGCUCAAGCAAUGCAAGCUCAGCAAGCGCUAAUAACACCGCAAGUUCCCCAACCUCCAAAACCGGGUCCUCUUACAGAAGAGCAAUUGCAAGAAAAAGCUCAAAAAUGGCAACAACUCCAAUCUAAACGAUUUAGUGAGAAACGUAAAUUGGGAUUUGUUGAUGCCCAAAAGGAAGAUAUGCCUCCAGAGCAUUUAAGAAAAAUUGUUCGGGAUCAUGGAGAUAUGAGUAGCAGGAAAUACAGACAUGAUAAAAGAGUUUAUCUUGGAGCGCUAAAAUAUAUGCCCCAUGCCGUCAUGAAGCUACUAGAAAAUAUGCCAAUGCCAUGGGAACAAAUACGAGAUGUAAAAGUUUUAUAUCAUAUUACUGGAGCGAUUACAUUUGUCAAUGAAAUUCCCUGGGUGAUUGAGCCAGUUUAUAUCGCACAGUGGGGUACUAUGUGGAUAAUGAUGCGUCGUGAGAAACGUGAUCGAAGACAUUUCAAACGAAUGAGAUUUCCACCAUUUGAUGAUGAAGAACCUCCUUUAGAUUAUGCUGACAAUGUAUUGGAUGUUGAACCAUUGGAGGCAAUUCAAAUUGAAUUAGAUUCAGAAGAAGAUGAAUCUGUAGCUAAGUGGUUUUAUGAUCAUAAACCUCUUGUUGGAACCAAAUUUGUAAACGGAUCAACAUAUCGCCGCUGGAAUUUAUCUUUACCACAAAUGGCUACAUUAUAUCGGUUAGCAAAUCAGCUUUUAACCGACUUGGUCGAUGAUAAUUAUUUUUAUUUAUUUGAUCCUAAAAGUUUUUUUACCGCUAAGGCUUUAAAUAUGGCUAUACCAGGUGGCCCAAAAUUUGAACCACUUAUUAAAGACAGCAACGCUGCAGAUGAAGAUUGGAAUGAAUUUAAUGACAUAAAUAAAAUAAUAAUUCGUCAGCCAAUUCGUACAGAAUACAGAAUUGCUUUUCCAUAUUUGUAUAAUAAUAUGCCACAUUUUGUACACUUAUCAUGGUAUCAUAUGCCAAACGUUGUGUAUAUUAAAACAGAAGAUCCUGAUUUACCAGCAUUUUAUUUUGAUCCACUUAUAAAUCCAAUUUCACAUCGACAUGCUGUUAAAAGUUUGGAGCCAUUGCCAGACGAUGAUGAAGAAUUUAUAUUACCUGAGCAUAUUCAACCAUUUCUACAAGAAACACCUUUAUAUACUGAUAACACAGCAAAUGGAAUAUCUUUGUUAUGGGCGCCACGUCCAUUUAAUAUUCGAUCUGGUCGAACUAGACGAGCAAUUGAUGUUCCAUUAGUAAAAUGCUGGUAUAGAGAACAUUGCCCACCCGGACAACCAGUAAAAGUACGAGUUAGCUAUCAGAAAUUAUUGAAAUAUUAUGUAUUAAAUGCAUUAAAACAUCGUGCACCAAAGCCACAAAAAAAACGUUAUCUGUUUCGAUCAUUUAAAGCAACAAAAUUCUUUCAAACCACCACAAUUGACUGGGUGGAAGCUGGCCUACAAGUAUGCCGUCAAGGAUAUAAUAUGCUAAAUUUAUUGAUUCAUCGUAAGAAUUUAAAUUAUUUACAUUUGGAUUAUAAUUUUAAUUUGAAACCGGUGAAAACAUUAACGACAAAAGAACGUAAAAAAUCACGAUUUGGUAAUGCAUUCCAUUUGUGUCGUGAAAUAUUACGUUUAACAAAAUUAAUUAUUGAUUCACAUGUACAAUAUCGUUUAAAUAAUGUGGAUGCAUUUCAAUUGGCUGAUGGAUUACAGUAUAUAUUUGCACAUGUGGGACAAUUAACUGGCAUGUAUCGUUACAAAUAUAAAUUGAUGAGACAGAUACGAAUGUGUAAAGACUUAAAACAUUUGAUUUACUAUCGAUUUAAUACGGGACCUGUUGGUAAAGGGCCUGGUUGUGGUUUUUGGGCUCCUGGUUGGCGUGUUUGGUUAUUCUUUAUGCGUGGUAUAACUCCAUUGUUAGAACGAUGGUUGGGUAAUUUACUAUCCCGUCAAUUUGAAGGACGUCAUUCAAAAGGCGUUGCGAAAACUGUAACAAAACAACGUGUUGAAUCACAUUUCGAUUUAGAAUUAAGAGCAUCCGUUAUGCAUGAUAUUGUUGAUAUGAUGCCAGAAGGUAUUAAACAAAAUAAAGCAAGAACUAUUUUACAACAUUUAUCAGAAGCUUGGAGAUGUUGGAAAGCUAAUAUUCCAUGGAAGGUUCCAGGUUUACCGAUACCUAUUGAAAAUAUGAUUUUACGUUAUGUAAAAAUGAAAGCUGAUUGGUGGACAAAUACUGCACAUUAUAAUCGUGAACGUAUUCGACGUGGUGCCACUGUUGAUAAAACUGUGUGCAAAAAGAAUUUAGGUCGUUUAACUCGUCUUUAUUUGAAAGCUGAACAAGAAAGACAGCAUAACUAUUUGAAGGAUGGUCCAUACAUUUCACCGGAAGAGGCUGUUGCUAUUUAUACAACAACUGUACAUUGGUUGGAAUCCAGACGUUUUGCACCAAUUCCAUUCCCACCAUUAUCUUAUAAACAUGACACUAAAUUAUUGAUUUUAGCACUUGAACGUUUGAAAGAAGCUUACAGUGUUAAAUCACGAUUAAAUCAAAGUCAACGUGAAGAAUUAGGAUUGAUAGAACAAGCAUACGACAAUCCGCAUGAAGCAUUAUCAAGAAUCAAGCGUCAUUUAUUGACCCAGCGAGCUUUUAAAGAGGCUGGUAUUGAAUUUAUGGAUUUAUAUAGUCAUCUGAUUCCAGUCUACGAUGUUGAACCAUUGGAAAAAAUAACAGAUGCUUACCUUGAUCAGUAUUUAUGGUAUGAAGCUGAUAAAAGACGUCUGUUUCCACCAUGGGUAAAACCAGCUGACACUGAACCACCACCAUUAUUGGUUUAUAAAUGGUGUCAAGGAAUUAAUAAUCUUCAAGAUGUAUGGGAUGUAACAGAGGGUGAAUGUAACGUUUUGUUAGAAAGUAAAUUUGAAAAAUUAUAUGAAAAAAUUGAUUUGACAUUAUUAAAUCGAUUGUUACGAUUAAUUGUCGAUCAUAAUAUUGCUGAUUAUAUGACAGCUAAAAAUAACGUAGUUAUUAAUUAUAAAGAUAUGAACCAUACAAACAGUUAUGGAAUUAUUCGAGGUUUACAAUUUGCAUCAUUUAUAACACAAUAUUAUGGAUUAGUAUUGGAUCUAUUAGUAUUGGGAUUACAGCGUGCAAGUGAAAUGGCUGGUCCACCUCAAAUGCCAAAUGAUUUUCUAACAUUUCAAGAUGUCGCCUCCGAAACAGCACAUCCAAUACGAUUGUACUGUCGUUAUGUAGAUCGUAUACAUAUAUUCUUUAGGUUUACUGCUGAAGAAGCUAGAGACUUAAUUCAACGAUAUUUAACUGAACAUCCUGAUCCAAAUAAUGAAAAUAUUGUUGGCUAUAAUAAUAAAAAAUGUUGGCCACGUGAUGCUAGAAUGCGUUUGAUGAAGCAUGAUGUUAAUCUGGGUCGUGCAGUAUUUUGGGACAUUAAAAAUCGGUUACCACGGUCAACAACAACAAUUCAGUGGGAAAAUAGUUUUGUUAGUGUUUACUCAAAAGAUAAUCCGAAUUUACUAUUUAAUAUGUGUGGUUUCGAAUGCAGAAUUUUACCAAAGUGUCGAACUACACAUGAAGAAUUUACUCAUCGUGAUGGUGUAUGGAAUCUUCAACAUGAAGGUAGCAAAGAACGUACAGCUCAGUGUUUCUUACGUGUUGAUGAUGAAAGUAUGGGACGUUUUCAUAAUCGUGUUAGGCAAAUACUUAUGGCAUCAGGUUCAACAACUUUCACAAAGAUUGUAAAUAAAUGGAAUACGGCUUUAAUUGGAUUAAUGACAUACUUCCGGGAAGCAGUUGUAAAUACCCAAGAAUUGUUAGAUUUAUUGGUGAAAUGUGAGAAUAAAAUUCAAACACGUAUUAAAAUUGGAUUAAAUUCAAAAAUGCCUAGUCGAUUUCCACCAGUAGUAUUUUAUACACCUAAAGAAUUGGGUGGUUUGGGAAUGUUAUCAAUGGGUCAUGUUUUGAUACCCCAGUCUGAUCUUCGAUGGUCCAAACAAACUGAUGUUGGAAUUACACAUUUUCGAUCUGGUAUGAGCCAUGACGAAGAUCAACUGAUACCUAAUUUAUACCGUUAUGUACAACCAUGGGAAUCAGAAUUCAUUGAUUCACAACGUGUAUGGGCUGAAUAUGCAUUAAAACGUCAAGAAGCAAAUGCACAAAAUCGUCGUUUAACUUUAGAAGAUUUAGAAGAUUCAUGGGAUCGUGGUAUACCACGUAUAAAUACACUUUUCCAAAAAGAUCGUCAUACCCUAGCAUACGAUAAAGGAUGGCGUAUACGAACUGAAUUUAAACAAUAUCAAGUUCUGAAACAAAAUCCAUUUUGGUGGACACAUCAAAGACACGAUGGAAAGUUAUGGAAUUUAAAUAAUUAUCGAACUGAUAUGAUUCAAGCUUUAGGAGGUGUUGAAGGAAUUUUAGAACAUACAUUAUUCAAAGGAACAUAUUUCCCUACAUGGGAAGGUCUUUUCUGGGAAAAAGCUUCUGGAUUUGAAGAAUCUAUGAAAUAUAAAAAAUUAACAAAUGCUCAACGAUCUGGUUUAAAUCAAAUUCCAAACCGUCGUUUCACACUUUGGUGGUCACCGACAAUAAACCGUGCAAAUGUCUAUGUCGGUUUUCAAGUACAAUUGGAUUUAACUGGAAUUUUUAUGCAUGGUAAAAUUCCAACAUUGAAAAUUUCAUUAAUUCAAAUAUUCCGUGCUCACUUGUGGCAAAAAGUACAUGAAUCUAUUGUCAUGGAUUUAUGUCAGGUCUUUGAUCAAGAAUUAGAUGCCCUAGAAAUAGAAACUGUGCAAAAAGAAACAAUUCAUCCUCGAAAAUCUUACAAAAUGAAUUCAUCUUGUGCUGACAUUUUAUUGUUUUCUGCAUAUAAAUGGAAUGUUUCACGACCAUCACUUUUAGCUGAUACUAAGGACACAAUGGACAAUACAACUACUCAAAAAUACUGGAUUGAUGUUCAACUUCGUUGGGGUGAUUACGAUUCACAUGAUGUGGAACGAUAUGCUCGUGCUAAAUUUUUGGACUACACAACUGAUAACAUGUCAAUUUAUCCGUCACCAACUGGUUUACUUAUUGCAAUUGAUUUAGCAUAUAACUUACAUAGCGCAUAUGGUAAUUGGUUCCCAGGUUGUAAACCAUUAAUACAACAAGCUAUGGCGAAAAUAAUGAAAGCAAAUCCAGCUUUGUAUGUAUUAAGAGAGCGUAUUCGAAAAGCAUUACAGUUAUAUUCUAGUGAACCUACAGAACCUUAUCUUAGCAGUCAAAAUUAUGGUGAAUUGUUCUCAAACCAAAUUAUCUGGUUUGUUGACGAUACAAAUGUAUACCGUGUCACAAUUCAUAAAACAUUUGAAGGAAAUUUAACAACGAAACCAAUAAACGGUGCUAUUUUUAUAUUUAAUCCAAGAACGGGACAAUUAUUCUUAAAAAUUAUUCAUACUUCUGUAUGGGCUGGUCAAAAACGUCUUGGACAAUUAGCUAAAUGGAAAACGGCUGAAGAAGUAGCUGCCUUAAUUCGUUCAUUACCCGUUGAAGAACAACCUAAACAAAUUAUUGUUACACGUAAAGGAAUGUUGGAUCCAUUAGAAGUGCAUUUACUAGAUUUUCCAAAUAUUGUGAUUAAGGGUUCGGAAUUACAAUUACCAUUCCAAGCAUGUCUAAAGGUUGAAAAGUUUGGUGAUCUUAUUUUGAAAGCAACCGAACCACAAAUGGUGUUGUUCAAUUUAUAUGAUGAUUGGCUAAAAACAAUUUCAUCUUACACAGCAUUUUCAAGAUUAAUUUUAAUAUUACGAGCAUUACAUGUGAAUACUGAGCGUACAAAAGUUGUUUUAAAACCUGAUAAAACUACAAUUACUGAACCACAUCAUAUUUGGCCAACAUUAUCAGACGACGAAUGGAUAAAGGUGGAAUGUACAUUAAAGGAUCUCAUUCUAGGUGACUAUGGUAAAAAGAAUAACGUAAAUACUGCUUCUUUAACACAAUCAGAAAUUCGUGAUAUUAUUCUUGGUAUGGAAAUAAGUGCACCAUCAGCUCAAAGACAACAAAUUGCUGAAAUUGAGAAACAAACAAAAGAACAAUCGCAACUAACAGCAACGACAACUCGUACAGUAAAUAAACAUGGUGAUGAAAUUAUUACAAGUACAACAAGUAAUUAUGAAACACAAACAUUUAGUUCAAAAACAGAAUGGCGUAUUCGUGCAAUAUCAGCGACAAAUUUACAUUUACGUACAAAUCAUAUUUAUGUUAGUUCCGAUGAUAUUAAAGAAACUGGUUACACAUAUAUUUUACCCAAAAAUGUAUUAAAGAAAUUUGUUACAAUAUCUGAUUUACGUGCACAGAUUUGUGCUUAUUUAUAUGGUGUCAGUCCACCAGAUAAUCCACAAGUAAAGGAACUACGUUGUUUGGUUUUACCACCACAAUGGGGCACACAUCAAGCAGUACAUUUACCAAAUAUGCCACCAAAUCAUCCGUUUCUUAAGGAUAUGGAACCUCUUGGUUGGAUUCAUACACAACCAAAUGAAUUACCACAACUAUCACCACAGGAUAUUACUACACAUGCAAAAAUUAUGGCUGAAAAUUCAGCAUGGGAUGGUGAAAAAACAAUUAUUAUAACAUGCUCCUUUACACCAGGAUCAUGUUCAUUAACUGCAUAUAAAUUGACACCUUCUGGCUAUGAAUGGGGAAGACAAAAUACAGAUAAAGGAAAUAAUCCAAAAGGAUAUUUACCCAGUCAUUACGAAAAGGUACAGAUGUUACUUUCAGAUCGUUUCCUUGGAUUCUUCAUGGUACCUGCACAGGGGAGCUGGAAUUAUAACUUUAUGGGUGUAAGACAUGAUCCCAAUAUGAAAUAUGAAUUGCAAUUAGCAAAUCCAAAAGAAUUUUAUCAUGAAGUUCAUCGACCAGCUCAUUUCUUAAACUUUUCAUCGUUAGAAGAUACUGGAGCUAGUGCAACAGCAGGAGCUGAUCGAGAAGACCAUUAUGCUUAGAAUGUGAUUAUUUAAUAAUUAAUGACGAAA